Messenger RNA from Atta colombica, 1780 nucleotides. RefSeq names its product acetylcholine receptor subunit beta-like 1 (gene nAChRbeta1). Gene Ontology annotation, cellular component: neuron projection; postsynaptic membrane; synapse. Gene Ontology annotation, biological process: monoatomic ion transmembrane transport; regulation of membrane potential; nervous system process. The transcript has 7 exons. The coding region runs from base 30 to 1592 and encodes 520 amino acids. The record is from RefSeq and is a predicted model, not a curated record. NCBI's taxonomy places the organism in Eukaryota, Metazoa, Arthropoda, Insecta, Hymenoptera, Formicidae. Gene Ontology annotation, molecular function: transmembrane signaling receptor activity; acetylcholine-gated monoatomic cation-selective channel activity.
CAACCAACCCCACAACGAACCCGCCCAAAAUGUAUUUUUGCCUGCGUCUCGUGCGACUAUUCCUGAUCUCGGCGAUUCUGUGCGUCGGUUUAUGCUCCGAAGAUGAAGAGAGAUUGGUACGAGACUUGUUCAGAGGAUACAAUAAGCUCAUCCGACCAGUGCAAAAUAUGACGGAGAAAGUGCACGUGAAGUUUGGCCUCGCCUUCGUGCAACUGAUCAAUGUGAACGAAAAGAAUCAGAUUAUGAAAUCGAACGUAUGGUUGAGAUUCGUAUGGAUGGACUAUCAAUUACAAUGGGAUGAAGCAGAUUACGGCGGUAUCGGUGUCCUCAGGUUACCACCUGACAAAGUGUGGAAACCAGAUAUAGUCUUAUUCAAUAACGCUGACGGUAACUAUGAAGUUCGUUAUAAGAGCAACGUACUGAUAUAUCCGAACGGCGAGGUGCUCUGGGUACCGCCAGCAAUUUAUCAGAGCUCAUGUACAAUCGAUGUAACAUAUUUCCCCUUCGAUCAGCAAACAUGCAUUAUGAAAUUCGGUUCAUGGACCUUCAAUGGUGACCAGGUCUCUCUCGCACUCUACAAUGAUAAGAAUUUCGUCGAUCUAUCCGACUAUUGGAAGAGCGGCACGUGGGAUAUUAUUAACGUGCCGGCAUAUCUCAAUGUUUAUAAGGGUGAUUUUCCCACAGAGACAGACAUCACUUUCUAUAUAAUUAUCCGCAGGAAGACUCUCUUCUACACAGUGAACUUGAUACUGCCGACAGUUCUGAUCUCUUUUCUCUGCGUACUCGUUUUCUACCUUCCGGCGGAGGCUGGUGAGAAAGUCACUCUGGGCAUUAGUAUUCUUCUAUCAUUGGUCGUGUUCCUCCUGUUAGUCAGCAAAAUUUUACCACCGACUUCGCUAGUGCUGCCAUUGAUAGCCAAAUAUCUGCUUUUCACUUUUAUUAUGAAUACUGUCAGUAUCCUCGUAACUGUGAUCAUCAUUAAUUGGAACUUCCGCGGGCCAAGGACCCACAGAAUGCCUCAGCUCAUACGCAAGAUCUUCCUUAAAUAUCUGCCAGCGAUCUUGUUUAUGAAACGACCAAAGAAGACGCGGUUGAGAUGGAUGAUGGAGAUACCAAACGUAACACUGCCAGCUUCCACAUACUCGGGAAGUCCGACCGAGGUGCCGAAGCAUCUGCCAGCCUCUCUGGCAAAAUCGAAAAUGGAGGUGAUGGAACUAUCCGAUCUGCACCAUCCAAAUUGCAAAAUUAAUCGUAAGGUUCAUCACACCACGAGCAGUUCUAGCGGUGCUGGAGCAGGGGAAGGCAUGGGCGAUAGAAGAGGAUCCGAAAGUUCGGACUCAGUGUUGCUCAGCCCCGAAGCCAGCAAGGCUACCGAGGCUGUAGAGUUCAUAGCGGAGCAUCUCAGGAACGAAGACUUGUAUAUACAGACAAGGGAAGAUUGGAAAUACGUCGCAAUGGUGAUCGAUCGACUGCAACUUUAUAUAUUCUUUAUAGUGACGACUGCGGGUACCGUCGGAAUCCUAAUGGACGCACCUCAUAUUUUCGAGUAUGUGGACCAGGAUUAUAUAAUAGAAACUUACCGCGGGAAAUAAUCCAAUUUGCCCCAACGAAGCGCAAUCACAAAUAAUAGCCAUUAUUACGCGACCGUUCUCAUUUCGUCUUUUUCGUCGACUUCUUUGAAAUCGACUUCAUAACGCCAAGUGAAUAAUUUUGUCAUUUCAAUAGUAAGCGUAAAACGCUUACAACUCAAGUGGCUGUUUAACAUGCAAUUAUUUUUUAU